Oreochromis aureus is the source of this 9349-nucleotide messenger RNA. It is a transcript of the gene ankfn1b, whose product is annotated as ankyrin repeat and fibronectin type-III domain-containing protein 1. The record is from RefSeq and is a predicted model, not a curated record. The coding region runs from base 245 to 4354 and encodes 1369 amino acids. Lineage: Eukaryota; Metazoa; Chordata; Actinopteri; Cichliformes; Cichlidae. The transcript has 24 exons. Gene Ontology annotation, molecular function: protein binding. Gene Ontology annotation, cellular component: spindle. Gene Ontology annotation, biological process: establishment of mitotic spindle orientation; signal transduction; regulation of establishment of bipolar cell polarity.
GUUGUUUCUCGUGCUGCUACGGCUCGCUACACAAAAAUGGUAGUACCGGUGUCACAAACUAACUAUUUAGAACACAGUGACAAAAGCUAAGUAGUCGCUUGACUCUAGCUAACAAGAACGGCACCCGGGAAUAGUUGAAAAGGAAACAAAUACUUCUUCGACAAGAAGGAAAUAAAAAAGUGGGUGUAAAAAGGAGGACUACAAAUCCCCACCUGGGGAGCUGCUGGAGCCUCAGGGUGCUGGAAUGGAGCAACUCAUAGAGUCGCUGGAAAGGAAGCUACAGAGACCCAUACUGGCUAAGUCGCGUACCCUCCCCAGCAUCCCCCAGUCUCCAACGGUCUCCAGGGUCCACCACUCUGAUCUCAUUGGCGGGAGUCCUCCGCGCAUGAAGAGUCCUCCAGUUGCCACCAGCCACUCAAAGGCCUGCACUUUGCCACCUGCAGGGGAGCUUUGGCGUUUGGAGGAUGACAUGGAAGGUGACAAUGACACAGAGAAUAGCGGCUGCCCUGAGGCCCGUCCACGCUCCCAGUCUCCGUUCUCCCAUUUCCGAGCGCGGGCUGCUUACCUGCGCAAGAGCAUGUCAGCUGAUGAGCACCUAGACAUGGGCUCCGACUUCGGCGCAGUGACUGCGGUCGAGGGCAAACAGAACCGUGGGAAGGGAAAGCUAAAGAGGAAGUUUAGUCUGGGCUCAGCUGACCGAAAGGAGAAUCAGAAUAAGAAGUCAGAGUCGGGAAUCUCCAAAUUUACUCAUCGUCUAUCCCUCAAAGAGCGACCAGCGAAGGCAGAGAAGACUUCAUCAGAAAGGCCUCCAUCCUACAGGAGACGAUCUCUUAGUGUCGACUGGGCUGACUCGGCCAAAAUGACGCAGCCCAUGAGAGGGGACCAGGCCCACCAGCCGGUCUCGGCUCGCAAGUCUGCCAGCCUGUCCUCACCGAGCGCUGCUCGCCGCCUUUACCGCAAUUUGUCUGGAAAGUUCCGCGUGGGCACCAACCCCCCUGCUCUGGAGGACAGUGUGGUGUCAGGACGGGGAGGAGACAAGGAGAGGCUGCGCAAAACCACCAUAUUUCAGAGUAAUGAAGCGCUGUUUGAGGCAGUGGAACAUCAAGAGUUGGACCUGGUACAGCUCCUUCUCUCACAGUACAGUCUGGAGGAGCUGGAUCUCAACACUCCUAACAGCGAGGGGCUCUUGCCCCUUGAUAUCGCCAUCAUGACCAAUAAUGUGCCCAUGGCUAAGCUUCUGCUGCGAGCCGGUGCCAAGGAAAGCCCCCACUUUGUGAGUCUGGAGGGCCGAGCGGUUCAUUUGGCCACUCUGGUGCAGGAGGCCGAGCAGCGAGUGUUGGAGCUACAGCCCCAGGUGCGGAAUGAGGGUCCCGGUGAGCGGGAGGGAUCUGACCGUGAGCGCCAGCUAAAAGCUUGGGACUGGAGGCUCCGGCUCUUCCGACGCAUGCAGACAGGCUUUGAGCAUGCCAGUCCUCCAGAUGCUCCCAGUGUAGUUUCCCUGUCUGUCAGCAGCAGCACCAGUCUAAAAGUUGACUUCCAGGAACCUCUUUGUGUCAACUCUGCUGUGGUUACCAAAUACAAAGUGAGCUGGAGCAGUAAUCCUUCAUUUAGUCCUCUGCUGGGUGAGAUGAUAGUGGAUGAUGCCACUCAACUGGAGUGCAACAUUACUGGAUUAACAUCUGGGACCUAUUACUACGUGCAGGUGUCAGCGUACAACAUGAAGGGCUGGGGGCCUUGGAAAAUUUCCACACCGGCCUGCGCUGCACCUUCCAGUUGGAGGGACAUUGAUGGCCGAGCUCCACGUCAGAGAGGACAGAAGGAGGCACUGGACCAGCUACUUGGGCAGAUAAAAGAAGCUCACCGCAACUGUGUCUGCCAUGAGCAGUGCAAAGCUCCGCCACAAAGCAGGAAGCACUCGGUGUCCAAGAGCCUGCGGCACCUUUUCCAGCCCACCAGCAAAUUUGUCAAAAGCUUGAAAAGAGGUCUCUACCUGGCGUCCAUAUUCUACAGAGAUGACAACGUGUUGGUGACUCCAGAGGAGCAGAUUCCUAUCGUGGAGAUUGAAGAUUCAUAUUCGAGCUCACUGAUGCAGGACUUUCUAUGGUUUACUAAGGUGUCCUAUCUAUGGGAGGAAAUUUCGUGGCUGCAGCAGUGCCUCGGUCCUUCCCAGACGUCGUGUUCAUGCACUCUGCAGACUCGCCUCAAGAUGCUGCAGGCUGUCUCCCAUCUACAGGGAGCGCUGGGAACCCAGGAUCUUGGUCAGGUAUAUUUUGAGCCCAUCAAAGACAAGCACGGUAACGCCCUGUUGGUGCUGCUGAAGGACAUGAAUGCCUCUCCCAACCUUGACGGAGUACGCUGGACGCAGCUUUGUAAACUACAGCUCCAACGAAAAUCGAUAUCAUCCCCCGAAGAGCCAACUGCGCUGGACAUGCUCCUCAUCACACUUCACGAGAAGCUGGCGUACCACAGGCGUAGCAGGAAGCUUUUGUCUCCAGGCUUAUAUCUGGGCUACCUGAAGUUGUGUACAUCGGUGGAGCAGAUAAGAGCACUGGUGCCCCAGAAACUCCCCAACGUGCUCUGUCAUACCAAAAUUCGAGACAACAGCAAUGUGUCCAGAGAGGAGUGGCAGUGGCUUCAGGCCCUCAGCUCUCUGGAGGAAUCACUGGAAAUGGACCAUGAUGUACAGAGUGCUCCUCAUCGCCUCCUACAGGACCUGCGUAAUGCCAUCAAGGACCUGAUAGCUCACAUCAACAUUCCUGGCAAUCAGGCACAGGACUUCCGUAUCUACAGCCAGGAAGUGUUGGAGUUUGGGGAGAAAGUGUGUUUCCUCCUCCUCCUGCCACCUUCAGAUGAAGUCUGCACGGCUCCCGGUCAGAAUAAUCCAUACUCCCCGCGCUCCGGCUUCCUCACACUGCCGCUGCAGAUCUUUGAAUUGGUGCACUUUAAUGCCUAUUGCCCCAGUUUCAUCGGCCAGUACUGCAGGGUGUCCGCCUUGCUGGAGCUGGAGUCCCUCAUGUCUCAGCAGGCACUACGGGAGGCCUUCUCUGAAGCCGAGCUCCUCGUUGCCAAGAAGAAACACCAACAAGUUCAGGAACACAUGCAGCAAAUGGAGGAGGUGUGGCGGGAUGUGAGAUGGAUUAUGGAUGCCUUGCAGUACGCCCGCUACAAGCAGCCGACAGGAGGCAUCUCUGUAAGCUGGAUAAUUGACUUCUCUAAAGAGGUGAUGCCUGACAAGCCUCCCUCUACCUCAUCUCAACCAGACUUCAUGCCCUCCCCUAUGCCUUCACCCGAACGCUGCCGCAAGCACUCAGAUUUUGCUGGACUCUCAGAUGAGGAAGGCUCCUCUGAAGUUUUCCUCACUACUGACAGUGACUAUGACUCCAGUCGUGCCCAGAGCCCCCGAGAGCUGGACCUGUUGCCCCCUUCCCCUCUCUCAUCCUCUGCGCCCCUGGAGCCCCGUGGUUUCCUGCGCAUCGACGGGGGCGGCUCAGGAGGAGGAAUGCAUCUCAGCGGGGGUGGACGUGGAGGGGGAGCUCUGCGGGAUUCCACACCAGACGUCCUCCAAGCAUCAGAGUCGCAGCACGGCAGGGAAGGAGAGAGGUGUGGAGGAGGUGGAGGCUUUCGAUGUGGAGGAGAAAGGCGAAGGGGAGCUCCGGAGCUGUUUGACAGUGACUUCAUCCUGCCCAGCAGGCAGAUUGAACUUUUGCACAUCACAGAGAAGAGGCAGGCCUUCUGCGUGAGGACCAGCAGUCUGGAGUUCCCUUCCAACACAUCCGCCCACCAGCAGCCUUACUCCUACCACACUACUUGCCCUUCACCUUCCACUUCACCGCAGCGAAGAUGGCACCGGCCCUCAUCAGUGGACCGCUGCUGUUCCGCUGAGCGCUGCCUGUCACGGCUUCCGCCGGCACGCACAUUAUCAGAAGACAGCGGCACUCAGAGACUCGCCUCACCAUCACCUGCUGCUCUCAGGAAAGGCUGUCACGCCACACUCAGAGUCUACCCGCAGUACCGCACAGGUCUGCCAAAGGAGACCAGCGUCAAGCUUUGUGUAACUCCAGGCACAUCCGCGCGGGAGAUGGUCCAGCUGGUGGUGCAGGAGAUGAACGUCGUGUCCCGGCGCAUGAUGGGAAGCAGUGAAAACGGUGACGAACAGGAGCAGUGUGUUUACUACAGUCCUGAACAGCUGAAGCACUUCGGCCUCGUGCUGGUUGUGGACGACAGAGAGAAGUGGUUACAGGACGACUUCUGUCCCCUGGAGCUUCAAAACCCCUGGCUGAGGGGCAAACUUUGCGUUCGUAUUAAGGAGUAUUCGCCACUAGCCCUCAAACACAGCCGGGCCACCACAGUGUGAUACUUCCCAGAAGUGAGAGGGGCAAAUUUUAAGAGUUCACCCCGUGCCGAGAUUCUGUUUUGAUAAACGUACUGAACUGUCAAGCUGUCUGCAGGCUCCUAAACUCUACAAUUUUUUCCCUCUCACUGUGUUGAUACUGUCUUCGGCUGCAGCUAUAUCAUGUUGUCAUAUUUUCUGCUGUGUUCUGGUUAUCUGAAAUGCUACUCCGAGAAUCUGUUUCCAUGAAAUCUGUUCUCCCAUACGUAGGACCUUUUUUUUUUUUUUUUGAUGAACAUCAGAGACCCUCAUAUGGACACCAAAUGAACAAUAACAGUAGAACAAAGAGAAAACAGUUUUUUGUGCUGUCAGAAGUCAUUGGGUAAAAGAUUGUGAUGCUGAGCGAGAUUAAUGGCGCGUCUCUUUGACUUUUGGCGUGAUUGACGCCGGCAGAUAGAGCCGUGCGUGCUGCCAAAAUGACAUGGGCAGCAUCAGCGCCUCCCAGUCACACGCGGACACGGCUUUUCCUAUGAACCCUCUUAUUGUGCUGUCGGCUCCAGCCGUCCGGCCCCAUGUUCCCAGGAUGUGGGCUCUGGACUUAGCCCAGGAGGCAGGAAGGAAGGGGAGAAGUACAGAGGUGGCUGGCGUCUCUGCUCGGGGAUGCAAUGGACCCGACAAUUUGGCCCGUCAGCUUGUCACUCAACUGCUCUUGGCCACUGUACUGUCUAGCAGCAAGCAGCCAAGGAAUUGAGAGCAUGAUAGAGAGUGAGAGUGAGGAAAAAAAAGAGUGAAUAGGAAGGAGGGUGGAGGUUACAUCACAUAAACCCCGGCACUAACUCUGGUGCUCCUUUUCUCCCUUUUGCAGCAAGAAGUCUGCUGUGUAGUAGACUUAGUCACAGUGUAGCUAACCGAUAUGAUCAUCUUGUGGAGAAACACAAUAAAACCAGCUGAUUUGGGUUUUCAAAACAGAGAAAAAACAAGCAAUACUUUUUACUCUCUCCUUUUUUUUUGUUAUUCUAAUUGAUGAAGAAAAAAAAGCAUGCAAACCUUCCAGAUUUGUGCCGAGUACAUUUCAAGUACUGUAGUCAUGCUGUGCUCAGAGUUAACUAGUUCAGUGUUUUGUUGUGUUUGAUUCAGUGGUGUUCCCAGAUGCAACAGAAAACGGUGCACUUCAGUCUAGAACAAGUUCUCCCAAAGGGUUGUUAAGAGGCCCACCAUUUGUAAGAUGCACACUACACAGUAUAUCCCAAACCAUGUCUUACUCUGCUUUAAAAUGUGUUACACAUGAAACGACUUCAGCAAAGGGACUCAGUUAUUUAUUUUUUUUACAUUUCUACAAAGCGAGACUCGUGACCAACAGAUCGAGCCAUUCGUAUUUGUAUUAAUAGGAGGCUUUAAGGUUAUGUGAUGGUCCUACACACAGUUUAGCAGACCACCAUCUACAUGUUGUUGCAGUUUCCUGUCACCAGGGGGCAGUGUCAAAAAUCUGUGGAACACCUGGUCCACAGACUACUCAUAGACAGUAUAAAAGAUGGAAACGGCUACCAUAACAUCACAUUUUAACCUCAAAGACCGAUUUACUCAAAUUGAGCACUUUUUACUUUACUUACUUUGCUUUUUACUAAAUUCAUUCACCUGGUAACACACACAUUUAUACAGUACUCUUAUUCGAUGCCUAAGCACUAAAAUUCACAUGCACGCUGAAACUCUGAUUUAUUAAUCGAGGGAAACUUGGAGUUCGGUAUUUUGCCCAAAAAUGCUUCGGCAUACAGAUUGCAGGAGCUGGAGAUCGUGUCACCGAUGUUCCCGAAGUUCUGUCUCCUGCCACCAUUGCCAUGGGUCUGCCACCAGGUGUGAUUGGUGACCCCAAACUCAGCUGCUAAGCACUCGUCAAAAAAAAGUCCAUAGCCGAUAAACAUACCCUGGGUAUUGGUUUCUGAAACACCGUACCACCAAGAUUUACAAAAUGAACUCUAACCAAAAUGAGUGACUGAGACCAUAAAGUCAGCUGGAAAGUGUUUACAGAGGUCAAGUCAAGUCAGAGAGUUGUUUUCCCAGACUCCUCUAUGGGACCAGAAGUCUUUUUGCAACCACAGAUAACACCCCCUGGUGGCAGUUAGAAAGAAUGCAGGUUUAAAGGACUUUAUCUUAGUUUCACUUAUCAAUACCGGAAACUACCUCCAUCUUUUAUGCUGUCUGUAAGACUACCAUCAGCUUGGUACACCAGCCAGUCCUGGGUUAGACUGACACUAUAACCUAUGAAGAGCUGAAAUGAAAUGAGUGCCCACUUUUCAGCUACUCAGUAUUCACCCUAUAUCCCCAUUGGGCUGUACACUGUUGGGUUAUAGAGGAUAGCACACUCUGGUGGACUGCAUAAGCUGGAUGCCCAAAAUUAUUCACUCUGCGUAGCCAAAUACCUACGCAAAUGGAUACAGACACGAGACUUUGAAUUCUGCAUUGAACAGCUGCUCUCAACUUAAUUCAAGCAUAUAUUGGUAUUCCCAUCUGUUCUUGCACUGUAAUUCUGGUUGAUCAGGUACAAUCUCCCACAAAAUUUGGGUAACACUUUGUGGGACUACAUCACGCAGCACCAAUUGGGUCUUCAGCUAGCCAACACAAGGUAGCUUGGUAGUCACAUCAUGGAUUUCAGAGUCAUAGACUAAUGCUACAAUCUUGAGAUCAGGCCCAGGUCUGCAACCACUUGGAGUCAGUCGCCAUCGGUGAUGUCAAAGAUGUAAAAUUGCAAUAAGAUAAAGUCAUUAGGAAUCUAUACGGAUUAUUAGUAACAAUACAGUGAUUUACUGUGAUAAAUUGACAAAAAUCACAUAUCUGUUACAUCUAGAUGCACAAAAAUUCUCAAUAAACAGAAAUAAACAUCAGCUACUUACAUUCAGAGUUCAGCCAGAAUCUCAUAGACGAAAAUACAAAUUCAGAUUCCUUCACAAACAAUGUUGUUGCUGCUGGUUGGCAAUUCAACUACAAAAUGACACAGGUGCUUGGUGACGGGUCACAGGCAAAUUGCACUCACUGACUGACUCACAUUGAUGACAACGCAUUGAUCGUCUGUCUUUGUUUAUAAUUUACAUACCAGUUAGUUGCAAACCUUUGACAAUCUGUAUGAGAGUGACUGCAGUGAGUCUGAGUCAGACACCAACUGGUUGGAGACAAGUUGCCUCCACCAGGUGACCAGGUGUGCAACCUAGCCUGCAAUCAAACGUUGCAAACAAAAAAAAGAAAACAAUCAGCACAAUCACUGGGUAGCCACUGAAUUUUUUUUCCUAUUUACAAGGAGGUUACCAUCCUAUUCUUACUCUAGUGUGACUGAAUCACGCUGCACAUAGGACAACUUUGACAUCAAAAGUAUAUUUGGGUUUGGCAAAGCGCUCAGUUAAAUAAAACGACUGAUGCCAAGCGCACAUUCUUGCUCCCGGUCUGCAGGUUAAAAAGUAAUGGCUGGCUUGUUAUGACUUACACUCGUGCACUUAGCAAAGCUGUUGACUCACUAGUUUUUGAAGAUGCCCACAUCAGAAACUUUUCACAUCUCAAUUAAAUUUAAAAAAUUAUCUGCUUCACUCAGCUGACUGUAUAACUUCUAGUACUGGCUUCUGCUGUAUAUUGGUAAACUGUGCCAAAGAAGCAGUUCAGUAUGAGAAUUUGUAUAUCAUUGCCGUGACUGUAAUUACCACUUGUGGCCACAGAGGUCACUGUUGCCAAUCCUCUGCAAAUGUUACAUAAUGUUCUUAAAUCUGCUCUACCUCCAAAAUAUGACAUAAAAAAUAUUCCUUCAAACUUCUUAUCAAUCAGAACUUAAAAGCCAGAAUGGAGAUUUCUUCAUUCUAAAUUAUAUUACAAUUUCAGCCUUAUUUCCUGUAGAAAGCGUUUGGGACUUUGAGAAUCCCAUACAGGUACAAAACACCAUCUUCUUCCUUUUUUUAAAUUAUAAAUCCAUUUGUUGUAACUCGGAGAUGCUACCAGCAAUAAUGCUAGCAAUCUUGCUAGUCAUAAAGCUCCAUUGAGAAAUUCCCCACGACACAUAAAUUGUCUCAGCAAAGGCAAUUCUCAUGGAGACCUGUAUUUUUCUUAUUAACCCCUAUUCAUUCUUCAUGAAUUGGGCCUCUUACCAAUCUACACUUUCCCUUUUUUUUUUUUUUUUUAAGAUAAACUACUGAAACACUUGAAACACAGCAGUCUGUGCAUAGUUUACAGUAUCUCAUGCUAACAGGAAGUCUUUUUUUCCCUCUCAGCUGUUUUCAGCCUAUGAUGAAUAGGUUUCCUCUUCUAAAAUGUCAGCCAAGCUCAGCAACGUCUUACCGUCACAGUGACCUGCAGAAUUUUCAAAUGUAGCACCAGAAAGGUCCAAAGGAGGAGAGUUUGAUGAAGUCGGUGGACCUGGCCUCAGUUACUGUAGCAUUCCAGGUUCACAGGAUGCCGUUGAAGCUUUCACAGAGGGAGCCAACAGUGGUGUCUUUCAAAGUGUUUACAGACUCGACUUACUUUCCGUACUCCUUUUGUUUACUUGUAACUACUGUAUAAAGAUGUCUUAAGACAAACUGUUGUUCUAAUAAGUUGUAAUUGGUUUUACUGAUGGCUUGAACUCUUGUGUUAGCGCCUAGAUGUCUUCUUUAUUCGAACUGUUUAAAGCCGUUUUUACGAGGGCCAUCUGCAAAAACAAAUCACACAGCCAGAAACUGAACUAUGUAUAUAGACGAACGAGACCAGUGUGGAUGAAUGUACUGUAUCGGCCCUAAAUGUGAAAGUAAAUGUAAGACGGGUUAUCAUAACAGAGGUCAGAGAUCAGAGAAGUAGCAGGCUGGUUGUUGUUUUUCUUUUUUUCUUUUCAGAAUUGUGCUGAACGGGAAGAAAUUCCCUUUCCAGUCCAAAAAAAAAAAAAAAAAAAAAGUUAGGCACCAUGUUUACAAGGACUUGGCAGAUGCAUCAGGCAAAGUCAUGAAGGAGACAUCACGUCACUUUUUUAAAAUCUAUUUUUAUUGAACAAUAAAUGAAUAUUACAAAAUGAAA